Messenger RNA from Musa acuminata subsp. malaccensis (wild Malaysian banana), 723 nucleotides. The record is from RefSeq and is a predicted model, not a curated record. NCBI's taxonomy places the organism in Eukaryota, Viridiplantae, Streptophyta, Magnoliopsida, Zingiberales, Musaceae.
AUGACUAUUAUAUCCACCCUGCUCGUGUUGUCCCAAUGCGAGGAUGAAUCACUCUCCCAAUUUGUGGCACGUUUUGCCAUUGAAAUUCAAGGAUUCACAGAUGCUCACCCUUCUUUGAUCAUGCAGGUGUUUUUGAUGGGCUUGAGACCCUCGAGGUUCUUAUGGUCACUAAUUGAGAAGCCACCCGCGACCAUCCCCGAGAUGCUACAAUGUGCCAACCAGUACAUCACCGCUGAAGCCCUAAUGGCAAGGAGGUGCGAGGAUAAUAAGAGGCCGAGGAUGGAGCAAGCCCGAGGAUCAGCUUCGGCACCAUCAGCGCAGCCUCGUAAGCGGCCCGACCAACCCAAGCCACCACUCCCGAGGACCCUGCCUCUGCCUCUGAACACGUCUAGUACCGAGAUCUUUCUCCAAAUCAGGGAGAAAGGUCUCUUACGACAACCCAAUCCUUUGAAGACUACUCACAAGGAUCGAUCUAAAUAUUGCAAGUUUCAUUGGGACUACAACCAUGACAUGGAAGACUACCACGAUCUCCAAAAUCAAAUCGAGGAACUGAUCCGAAGAGGUCACCUCGGGCACUACCUUAAGGAACCAGAAGUCACUUCAUGCCCCAAGGGUCCUGUUGAGAGGCAGAUCGACGUCAUUACCGUUGGACCAGCUACCGGUGACAGCAGUUCAACAGCAAGGAAGGCCUACGCCCGUAGCACGGUGGAAAAAUGCCAUUGA